This is a messenger RNA of Medicago truncatula (barrel medic), 1151 nucleotides long. RefSeq lists its product as uncharacterized. Gene Ontology annotation, molecular function: protein binding. The transcript has 8 exons. The record is from RefSeq and is a predicted model, not a curated record. Lineage: Eukaryota; Viridiplantae; Streptophyta; Magnoliopsida; Fabales; Fabaceae. Bases 92 to 889 code for a protein of 265 amino acids. Gene Ontology annotation, cellular component: chloroplast.
CUCGAUUACACUACCUAAAAUAAUUAAAAUCGCGCCAUUAUUAGUUAUCACUGCAAACAUUAAAAAAAAUCUACACCUUAAACUUUCCACUAUGUCGAUGUCCAUGUCUAUUAUCCACAACCUUAAACCCACCACCACCACCACCUUACUCUCCCCCUCCAUUUCUUCACCAUUCCCAUUACCAUCAUCAUCAUCAUCAUCAUCUUUUAAACCACCCAUCUUUUGCUCCAAUCCUUCAAAUCUCUCUCGAAGACUCUUCCUUCCUUCUGUUUCCGGUAUCUGGGACGCCAUCACCGGCGGCAGCGGCAAUAACAACACCAAUGAAGCCCUUCUCGCAAUUCGACGCGGAAUGUCUCUCUUCAGACAGGGUGAAGUUUUGGGGUCUGUUGUGGAGUUUGACAAAGCAAUUCAAUUGGAUCCUCGUCAAAAGGCGUAUCUUUGGCAAAGAGGUCUCUCACUUUACUACUUGGAUAGAUUUGAAGAAGGAGCUGAGCAGUUUCGGUUAGACGUUGCUCAAAAUCCAAAUGAUACAGAAGAGUCCAUAUGGUGUUUUCUUUGUGAAGCUCAACUAUAUGGUGUGGAUGAAGCAAGGAAGCGAUAUCUUGAGGUUGGCAGAGAUCCAAGGCCAGUCAUGAGGGAAACAUAUAACAUGUUUAAGGAUGGCGGGGAUCCUGAAAAGCUUGUAGGUGCAUUCUCCAAUAGCAGAGAAAGCGAUUAUUUUUAUGCUUCACUGUAUGCUGGGCUUUAUUACGAAUCUCAGAAUGAAAGCGAUGCUGCAAAAGUUCAUAUAGUUGCUGCUUGCAAAUCUCUUUAUGGGCAAAGGUCUGAUGAUUAUAUGGCUUCUCUUUCCAAGGUUCACUGUCUUUGCCGAAAUUGGAACUUCAGCUGAAAUCUUUUGUAGCAAGAUGAAGAUCAUUCAUAAGUUGUUCUGUACAUUACAGGCUAAAGAGAUGGUUAAUAGAAUUUAUCAUAUUCCUUCAUCAUUCUACUUGAUGUUGUGGUACUAAAUGAAUAUUAGUUGACUGUGCUGGAUAUAUUUCUUUUAGCAUGUACUUCAAUAGGAUUAUGAAUAGUUGAUUUUGCUUCAACUAGUCUUCCAGAUAAUGUUUAUCAAUUUACAUCAAUAUUCAAUUUUGACUCAAUGUAGGAAA